AUGUCAAAUUAUCUUUGGGUAAACAUUAGCCCUUCGAGAGAAAAUACGACAAGUAGCACUAAGGAAAUGAUAUCACCAUCGAAAAAGAGAACUGCCUUACUGGGUAAAAACAUUAAUCAGAAAUCAGGGUUUGUAAAAAAAGGUAACGAACUGCAUUCACCAUCGAAAAGAAGAUCGCAAGUAGACACAGAUUAUGCACUAAGGCGAAGCCCGAUAAGAGCUAUUAAAUUGACGCCUUCGAGCUCUUCACAAUUUUUGGUAUACGAGGAAACUUCGGAAGAAAGAGACCAGAUUAUUCAUAGACAUAAUGAAACGGUACACAAUGUUAGACGUGCCGCAUGUGAUGAAAAUGAUCCUUUACAAGUAAAGGAAAACCUUUCACCCACUAAGCUUCAGUCCAAAGACACGAUCAUCUCACAAAGAAAAGGACAAAGAAUUGAUUUGGGAGAUUUAAGUAUUGAUGAGUUCAAAGGCUAUAUACAAGAUCCUCUCACUGAUGAAAUCAUACCGUUGACUCUACCAUUGGGAAGCAAAAAAAUAAGUUUGCCCAGUUUUGUGACUCCGCCAAGAAAUGCAAAGAUUUCUGGUUUCUUCUCUAUCAAACCUCAAGGACAAAAUUCAGAAACAAUAAUGUCCCGCUCGACGGAUGAUGUACAUCCAAAUAAAGUCGUGAGAAAGCUGUCCUUCCGCAUAUGCGAAGAUAAUUAA
This is a messenger RNA of Saccharomyces eubayanus, 708 nucleotides long. It is a transcript of the gene ACM1, whose product is annotated as Acm1p. The record is from RefSeq and is a predicted model, not a curated record. NCBI's taxonomy places the organism in Eukaryota, Fungi, Ascomycota, Saccharomycetes, Saccharomycetales, Saccharomycetaceae. The coding region runs from base 1 to 708 and encodes 235 amino acids. The transcript has a single exon.